Talaromyces amestolkiae is the source of this 1671-nucleotide messenger RNA. RefSeq lists its product as uncharacterized. Gene Ontology annotation, molecular function: mannosyltransferase activity. Gene Ontology annotation, biological process: mannosyl-inositol phosphorylceramide biosynthetic process. The transcript has 6 exons. Lineage: Eukaryota; Fungi; Ascomycota; Eurotiomycetes; Eurotiales; Trichocomaceae. Bases 1 to 1671 code for a protein of 556 amino acids. The record is from RefSeq and is a predicted model, not a curated record.
AUGUCAAUUCCAUUCCCCAAGGCAGGCUACUCCGAAGACGUGUGGCGGAGAGUUCGCGUACUCUUCAACGGACAGUUUAUUGUUGACGAGAAUGUCCCUAAACUUGUAUGGGAGCAUCCAUAUUUCCCUGUCUACUACUUCCAGUUCUCUGCCAUCAAACCCGAAUAUCUCACCAACCAACAAGCCGGGGAUGAUGCCGAUGUCUAUGAUCUGACAGUCGACGGGAAGACCUCAUCGUCCGCCAUAAAAGUUAUCAAACAGGGCGAUUUGAAGGAUCACAUCAAAAUCGAAUCUGACAAAGUAGAUGCAUGGUUCGAAGAGGAUGAGCGCAUAUUCGGCCACCCCAAGGAUCCGUACAAACGGAUUAUCAUUUUGCCGUCGUCGAAGAAGGUGCAAAUCAAGAUUGAUGGGGUUGAAGUUGCCCAUACUUCUCGACCGAAAUUGUUGUAUGAGACGGGGUUACCAGUGAGAACUUAUAUUCCGCAUACGGAUGUGAGAUUGGAUCUACUAGAAGAUGAUAAGGAGAGGACGUCCCAUUGUCCCUACAAAGGCGAAGCAAGUUAUUAUGUCGUCAAACUACCUUCUGGCGAUCGCAAACAUGGUCUGGCAUGGUGGUACAAGACGCCAAAGUUCGAAAGCGCAGGUAUUGAGGGGCAUAUCGCAUUUUAUGAUGAAAAGGUCGAAGUGCGAGUCGACGACAAAACACAUGAGCCUGUGAUACCACGCAAGAUUCAUCAAAUAUAUCACGACUGGUCGGGGCAGGGGGGCAAUGUGCCGCAUACAGCGCAGUGGAUGAGAUUGAGGGAUAGUUGUAUUAACCGCAACCCGGGGUGGGAGUAUAAGUUAUGGAGCUCGGCGGAGUCAAGAGAGUUUUUGCAAAGAGAAUACUCCUGGUUUUUGCCUAUUUACGAUAGCUAUCGGCACCCCGUACAGCGUGUUGAUGCAUUGAAAUACUUUAUAAUGAGGCAUUACGGCGGGAUUUAUGUCGACAUGGACAAUGGCUGCCUCGAAUCCCUCGAACCCCUCCGCUACUACCCGGCCUUCACGACCGACGGCGGCGAAGGUCCCCUAUUCAUCAACAUCCUGGGCGCCGCUCCCCACCACCCCUUCUACGAAUACAUGACCAACAACAUUUGGGCCUACAACCUAUUUUACUACCCGCUACCCUAUCUCACAGUCAGCUACAACUCUGGCCGAUGGUUCUUUACGUCGAUGUGGGAGAAAUAUCAUGAUAGUGUGAACAGAAGGACUUGGAAUCUGGUGCAUUCUGCAGGUGAAGGCGCGGAUCAAAUUCAUGCCUCGGGCGCCAAUAAUAAGGAUCAAUUAUACCGCGUUGUGAUGGAAAAUCACCGUGGCGCUGAACCGUGGGUGUUUUGGAACGAGGGUGCCGGGUUAACGUGGGAAGAUUGGGACUUCUCGAUCUUCCAAUGGAUCGGACAGAAUGCGACAAAAGUCAUUCGCAUUGCCGUGGCUGUGACUGCGACCCUUUCUAUCAUCACUUCCCUAGUGGUUUGGAGAUGUUGCUGUAGGGGUAGGAAAGCAAAAAGCAAUGCUACGGUGGGAUUCAAGUCGGUUGCGGCGCUGUUGACGCCUGUGUUAUCGCCUGUGUUAACGCCCGCGAAGGAGAAGAGGGUAGAGUUCUUCAUUAAGAAGGGCCAUGAUAUGGUAUGA